AGGAGAGAAAGGGGUGGUGGGGGUGAGGAGAUGAGAGGAACACAUCUGUUCAGGAACAGAGAAGGAGGGCAAGCACGACAGAGCACUCGAGUGCAAAGGGAGAAAGAGAAAGAAGUUGUUGGGACGUGCUGCCAUCAAUCCUACAAUUCCUCAACACAAGAGAGGCCACCAUCUCAGUUUCGGCAAAAAUGACGUCUUUGAAAUCACUUGACUAAGGAGGAUUGACAUUUGUAUUAUGGCAAUGUUUUGGACAGCAGUGGUUUUCUACAUGUGUGGACGUACAGUGGAAGUUUAUGGAACGGCUGAUAAAGAUGUACUGCCAACCAGUCUGGCAAGAACCGCUUUACCCACUGUCAUACCCACAGAAGAUGAGAGCAUUAAACUUGUGGAUUGGCUCACAAAGUAUGGAUACCUCCCACCCCCUGAUCCCUCUACAGGUCAGUUACAGGCCUGGACAGCUGUUACUCAAGCAGUGAAGGAAAUGCAGAGGUUUGCUGGUUUGGAUGACACAGGAGUCUUAGAUGAAGCGACUGUUCAGUUGAUGCAGACACCCCGUUGUUCACUUCCAGAUGAUGAUGAACAAACCAUUCAGCUUUCAGGAUUACACGGUGAUGUGGAAAAUCAAAGGAUGAAAAGAGCCGUGUCUACCUGGACGAGAAGAAAUAUCAACUGGAGGUUGCGCUCUUACCCUGCAUCUUCUAAACUGUCCCGUGAAAUGAUUCGCUCCCUUGUGUUCUACGCCCUCCGAGUUUGGGCCAAUCCAACAAUGCUUGAGUUUCAUGAGGUGCGAGGACCAGAGGGAGCAGAUCUCCAAAUAGAUUUCUUGCGUGGUCCCCAUGGAGAUGGAUAUCCCUUUGAUGGAGCAGGUGGAUCUGUUGGCCAUGCCUUCUUUCCAUCAGACCCAGACAGGGCAGGUGGAGUUCACCUGGAUGCAGAGGAGGAAUGGGCUUUCAGAGCAACUGGGGGCACAGAUCUGUUCACGGUGCUGGUUCAUGAGCUUGGUCACGCCCUCGGACUGACCCAUUCAUCAGCACGGCAAUCUGUUAUGCGUCCAUACUACCAAGGGCCCCUGGGAGACCCACUCCACUUCAGCCUGGGACAUCACGACCUUCAACACAUCACAGCCCUUUAUGGUAAGAGGGGUGACCAUAUUCCAACUGACAGGCCUCUUCUUGUGACAGAAGCUCAAAUGCGUCAUCGACAUGGAGGAAUACACAGACUCACACACAUGUACAGACAUGCACACAGUAAUUUGGACAGUUCUGUGGAUCGCUGUAACACCAGUUUUGAUGCAGUUGCCAAGAUUCGAGGAGAGAUUUUCUUCUUCAAAGGGCAGAACAUGUGGAGAGUGAACAGAGGUGGUCUCGUGUCAGUCAAGGCUGUUCCUGUACAGAGACUUUGGUCGGCUCUUCCUUCUUCACUGCCUCCACUGCGAGCAGUUCUGGAGAGACACACAGAUCAUGCCAUCAUCUUUAUCAGUGGUUCCCAGGUUUGGCUGUUCAAGGGUCUGUUACUCCAAGACGGUUUCCCUCAGCCUCUGUCUACUCUGGCGAAUGCUCAAUCAGAGGGAACGUGGCAAGGAUUGCACUGGGACCCUAAUCAGGGUGUGGUGUGGGGGUCUUUGAGAGAGGAUGGAGAAAAAGGAGAAAGCUCAGAGGAAAGCAAAGUCUGGAGAGAGCUUACUGACGGAGGAGUGAACGGAAUCAUCACUGAGAAUGAUGACGAGAGAGAAAGGGCUGGAGACUUCAAGGGUUGGACCUACGUUUUCAAAGGCAGCUCCUAUUGGAAAUUUACUCACCCAGGCUCAGCCCCUGAAGAAGGAUACCCCAGACUUCUGGCCGCCGAUUGGUUGGACUGCCCUCAGCCGUCCUCUUCCAGCCCCGGUGACAUCUCUUUGAUCUCCCACUAUGGUCAACGGGAGCUUCGUGAGCAGAAAGGGCAAAGAAUAAUCGACCAGAUCAGGCACAAAGACAAACCAAGAGAUAAACCUCAUAGCUGGGACUGUCCAUGUUUAAACAGUGCAGUGACUCAAACUGGACCUAUUUUACUUCUGCCCAUUUUAUUUCUGAUCACUGUGAUUUGUUAAUUUUUUCCACUUUCAAGUUCACAAUCAUACCCAAAAUUGAUUUAUAUUUUUCUUGACUUUUAAUCUCUGAUCAAAGGAAGACGUAUGGAUAUAGUUGGCUACUGUUGUUGUGCGUAUACAAUAACUCCUGAAACGCUGGUCUUAUUUCUCUGUUAAUUCUAGUUGCUAAACCACCUAUAGAAUUAGCAAGUUAGGUUAGUUAUACUGCAGCACAUUCUUGUUCAUAUUAUCAAACAAAAAUCAUCAAAAUGAAUGAUGUUAAUCAAUUACAGUUUAGAGUCUGUCAGUUCACUAAAGCUUGUGAAGGAGGCAAAUCCGCACAAUACUAUAUGCCUCCUUCAUAAGCUUUAGAGUUUAAAAGCAUAAUGAUAUUAUACAUAUUGAUCUUGAAGAUGCAGAGAGCAUCCAUUGAGUUCCAAAAUCUGAUUUAUUCAUGAUUUAUCUUUAUUAAAAUAGUGUGCGAAUUUAGAUUAAAGAUAAAGUGCAAAGAAAAAUGACUUGGUAAAUACCAAUGUACUUUUUAAAAAUUAUUUAUUACUGUGGGAUGAAUGAUCAAAUAAUGAUAUAAUAAAAUCUAUAUAAAAAAAUAUGUACAUUUGUUUUACCAUUUUAUGGAAUCUUCUAUAAAUAUUACUUUUUAUUCUUUUUUAUGUACCCAAAAACUAUGGCAAAAAAGAAACAAAUAGGAGCAUUAUUUUAUUAAAUACUGGCAUGCUCUGUAUACCUCAGGAAUUUCCUGGUCCCUAAAGUCCAACGUUUUUCCCACUUUAAUAAUUUUGGGUUUUUUGGCGCUAUGGCAUUACAAACAACUGUUGCGUCACUUCAGAAAAAACAGAUGAUAAUGUGUGAUAAGCAGUUCUAUUUAAAGCACUUGUUCCCCAGGGAAUGCAGUGUAACUUUCUGAAGUUCUACAAUGUUGUCUUGGGUGGUUUUGACUGCUUUUCUGGGCCUGUUUAGUUUAAACCAGGCCACUCUGCCAGGCUGUAAGGAGCUCAUAACGCCACUAACCUUGGAUGAUGACUCUAAAAUUAUCAUGGGGAAAUGGAUCUUCCUUGAAGGCAUAGCUGAUCACCAAUUAUUUACAGAUAUAUUAAUGACUGUGAACAGCUCAUGGGUGGAGUUCGGCCCAAGCAAUCUUACGCUUCCAAACAUGGUAUCUCUCAGUCAAGGGAACAUGCUGAAAGGAAAAUGUGAGUUUACCUCCAUCAACUCAGUUCUUAAAGACAGUACCUUUUAUGCCAAUGAGACUGACACGAUAACAGAGGGAAAAUUCUUGCCAGCCUGUCCAGAGUGUCUAACCAUGAGCUUCGUCAGCCAAUUUAAAAAUCAGACCAUAAAAACACUGUACUUUUUCA
Messenger RNA from Pimephales promelas (fathead minnow), 3441 nucleotides. It is a transcript of the gene mmp17b, whose product is annotated as matrix metallopeptidase 17b. Lineage: Eukaryota; Metazoa; Chordata; Actinopteri; Cypriniformes; Leuciscidae. The record is from RefSeq and is a predicted model, not a curated record. Gene Ontology annotation, molecular function: metalloendopeptidase activity; zinc ion binding. Gene Ontology annotation, biological process: proteolysis; extracellular matrix organization; collagen catabolic process. Gene Ontology annotation, cellular component: extracellular matrix.